CGUCCUCCAAGCAACAACGCCAGCCGGAAACUUCCGCGCGCGUAAUUUCCAGCUCGCAUUCCGACGGUUUUCGAAGCGACCGUGCACAGGUCAGUGUGUCGGCCCGCGUGUGCGCGUGUGUGUGUUGUGACCGAGUGACAUCCGAAAAUACAGAACCGAACGAACGGAACCGACUCGCGACCUUCCCUCGGAAUAGAACCUGAACAGCACCGGAGUUACGCUAUGAGGACUUCCAGUGGAAAACGACCCAACUAAAGUUACAGCAAGAAAGCUAUUCCAAAGUGAUAAACCGGCGGCAACAAAAUCAAGUGUUUCAAACCGCCAGCCCAGUGCAUCCAGCGACGCCAAAGUAAAUUAAUAAUAAUCCACGAAACAGUGCCCACCAUCAUGAUGAAGCGGAGAAAAUUAAUGAAUCGAAAAUUAUGAAAUCCAAUAAUCAUAAAUUAGAGGAAACGGCCCACCACCAGCCUACGGCGCAAGAAGGGGGGCUCCAUUACAGAGUGUGGUGAACAAUAGCUCGUGCGAUGCGGUCCGCUGAAAGUGCUGCCAGCAGCCACCAGUGCUGCCAUCCGUAAUAGGGGGGGCGGAAUUCGCCGGAAUGUGGCUCGACCGGCCUAACAACGGCCCGAGGCCGCCACGCUGCCGUCGUAAUUGUGUGCAAACGAAACAUCGGCAAGAAGCACAUUCAACGAGGCAAGUGCUGCCAGCCGGAAGUGGUGCCAGAAAAAUCGUUGCCAGAGAUAAUCGCGAAGCAGCCGGUUGAUGAGGAAAAGAAGGAAGAAACAGUGGAAGGAGGAAGCAGUUAACGAUUUUCAGACGUCAAACAGCUGUGGGAAGAAGAAGAAGAAGAAGCAGACGGAAAAGGUUCAGGAAGUUAAUUCAGUCGAACCGCGGUCUGUGUGAGGUGGAGAAAAGCCCUGGAAGGGAUCUUUAACGGUGAAACGCGAACUUCCUUCGGCGAAGGAAAGUGUUGUGCUUUGUUGUGAGAAGAAAGAAGAAGAAGAAGAAGAAAAGAUUGAUAUCCGUCGAGUCCGGCUGGUUGAAAGAUUCCAUGUUGUGAAAAGUCUAAAUUGUUUUUUUUUUUGGCUACGUUCCGGCCGUCGUUACAGGAUAGCUUCCGGCGGUUGUGUGGUCGACGUUUGAGUAGAAGGAAGCGGCUACAAAUUGGGACCGCAUUGCUGGGAUUCCGUCCGGGUGGGGUUGUUCAAAGCGGUUUAAUCUUCCUAGAAGAAAAGAAGGGGAAGGGUAUAGAAAUUAGCGUCAAUUUUACCUUUAAUUUUUAAGCAUCCGAAAUCUUCAAGUCUCUCUCUCGCUCUCGUCGACGUCGCUCCCAAAAAAGCCAACCCAAUCCAGAAUGUCACGCCGGUGACACUUGACAAAGUGUGUCAAGAGCAAUUCCAGCGCAGUGGUGUGCGUGAGAACCCGUUGCGUGCGAGAUAAGCCGAAACGAGCGCUCCCAACGAAAGCGCACGCACACACUCGUAGAUUUACACACUCAAGAGUAAAAACAAACACACACACACACAAGAAGCGAGCGACCUAGUAUAAUUAGUCGACGCGAGGGGAAUUGAGACAUGGGGCUGGAGGCGGCCUCGAGCGCCGCAUUCCUGACAGCCGUCCUGGUCCUGGUCCUGGCGGGGACUCCGCCAAGUGCCCUGGCAUCACAUGGGAACUUCACCGAUUAUCAUCCGUUCAUUUAUCUGACACAUCCGCCUGAAAUCAUCCGGAAGCCAUCGAACCAGGGAGUGCGCGUGGGAGGCGUCGCGACGUUCUUCUGCGGUGCCCGCGGAGAUCCGGCGCCGAACAUUGUGUGGAGGAAAAAUGGCAAGAAAAUUAUGGGAACGCAGUCACGCUACUCGGUGAUCGAGUCAAAUGGAGUUUCGAUGUUGCGAAUCGAGCCGGUCCGCGCCGGCCGCGACGACGCCCCGUACGAGUGCAUGGCCGAGAACGGCGUCGGCGAUGCCGUCUCUGCCGAGGCCACCCUCACCGUCUACGAACCGGACAAAACGCCGUCGGGCUUUCCCGUCAUCACCCAGAGCCCUACGACGCGGGUAAUUGAAAUUGGCCACACGGCCGUGAUGCAGUGCAAGGCCACCGGUUCGCCCCAGCCCAAGAUCUACUGGAUCAAGGACAUGAAACGUGUCGACAUGACCAACUCCCGUUACAGCAUCAACGCGGAAGGAAGCCUCCAGAUCGACAACAGCGAGGAAAGCGACAUGGGCCGGUACGAGUGCGUCGCGGAGAACUCCGUCGGCACGGAGCACACCAAGCAGACCAACCUGUACGUCAAGGUGCGCCGCGUUCCGCCGACCUUUUCGCGCCCUCCGGAGCCCGUCUACGAGGUGAUGCUCGGGGGAAACCUUUCGCUGGCCUGCGUCGCCGUCGGAUCACCGAUGCCGUACGUCAAGUGGCGCCAAGGAGUGGACCAAGAGCUGACCCCGGAGAACGAUGUCCCCGUCGGGCGGAACGUCAUGGAGUUGACCAACAUUCGGCACAGCGCCAACUACACCUGCGUGGCGUCCUCAACGCUGGGGAUCAUCGAGGCCACGACGCUGGUCAAGGUUCAAUCUUUGCCAGCGGCACCCACGGACGUGCAGAUAUCGGAGGUCACCGCGACCCAGGUCCGGCUCGAGUGGUCCUACAAGGGACCGGAGGAUUUGCAGUACUACGUUAUCCAGUACAAACCAAAGAACGCCAAUCAGGCGUUCAGCGAAAUCAGUGGCAUCAUUACAAUGUUCUACGUCGUUCGGACGCUCAGUCCGUACACCGAGUACGAGUUCUAUGUGAUCGCCGUGAACAAUAUCGGUCGGGGGCCACCCUCGCUGCCAGCCACGUGCACCACCGGAGAGACAGGUGAUUCUGCGUAUGGAGGCUCCAAAAUGGAAAGUGCACCGAGGAACAUUCAAGUGCGCCCGUUAAGUUCAUCGACAAUGGUUAUCACCUGGGAGCCACCUGAGACGCCUAAUGGACAAGUGACUGGCUACAAAGUGUACUACACGACAAACCCGAACCAGCCGGAAGCGUCCUGGGACUCGCAGAUGGUGGACAACAGUGAGCUGACGACCAUCUCGGAGCUGACGCCGCACGCCAUCUACACCAUCCGGGUGCAGGCCUUCACGUCGAUGGGUGCCGGUCCGAUGUCCAACCCGGUCCAGGUCAAAACGCAGCAAGGAGUGCCCUCCCAGCCGAGCAGCUUCCGGGCGACCGAUAUUGGCGAAACAGCUGUCACUCUGCAGUGGUCCCGGCCGACCCACUCGGGCGAGAACAUUGUCCACUACGAACUCUACUGGAACGACACCUACGCGAACGAGCAGCAUCAUCAACGCAUCCCGAACGCCGAAUCGUACACGCUGAGCAGUCUCUACCCGGACACGUUGUACUACUUCUGGCUGGCGGCCCGGUCCCAGCGGGGCGAAGGUGCCACCACGCCGCCGAUCCCGGUUCGCACCAAACAAUACGUCCCCGGUGCACCGCCCCGUAAUAUAACCGUCGAGGCGACCAGCCCCACGACGAUCAACGUGUCCUGGCUGCCGCCGCCGGUCGAGCGGUCCAACGGGGCCAUAGUGUACUAUAAGGUAUUCUUCGUCGAGGACGGCCGCACCGACGCCGAGGCCACGGUGACCACCCUCAACUCCACCAGCCUGACGCUGGACGAGCUGAAGCGCUGGACCGAGUACAAGAUCUGGGUGCUGGCCGGAACGACCGUCGGGGACGGGCCCCGCUCCUACCCGGUCACUGCUCGAACCCACGAAGACGUUAAAAUGCCCGGAGAUCCGCAGGACGUCAAAGCGGCCCCCGUUAACUCAACCACGAUUCACGUGUCCUGGAAGCCACCGAAGGAGAAGAAUCGCAAUGGAAUCAUCCGUGGCUAUCACAUCCACGUGCAGGAAAUGCGUGAUGAGGGCAAAGGACUGCUCAACGAGCCGAUGAAGUUCGACGUUGUGGACGCGCUGGAGUACAACGUAACCGGGCUGCAACCGGACACCAAGUACGCCGUCCAGGUCGCGGCCCUAACCCGCAAAGGUGACGGUGAUCGUAGCGCCCAGAUAAUUAUCAAAACGCCGGGCGGAGUUCCCGUGCGGCCCACGGUGAACCUGAAGAUCCUCGAACGUGACCCCACGGUAUCGAUCGAGCUGGAGUGGGAACGUCCGAAGCAGACGUACGGGGAACUGCGGGGCUAUCGGGUAAAGUGGGGUGUGAAGGAGCAACCUUUGACGGAGGAGACCAUGCUGGGACCGCACACGCUGACGAAGCGAAUUACCGAUUUGGAGCGGGGUGUUGAGUAUGAGUUCCGGGUUGCCGGUAUGAAUCACAUCGGGAUUGGUCAGGAAGCGGUCAAGUAUCUGCAGACGCCCGAGGGUGUGCCGACGGGGUGGCCUUCGGAUAUUUUGGUGCGGUUCCAAACGCCUGAUGUUGUGUGCAUUACUUGGGAACCUCCGACGAGGGAGCACCGGAAUGGGCAGAUUACACGGUAUGACGUUCAGUUCCACAAGAAGAUUGAUCAUGGUUUGGGAACGGAACGUAACACGACGAUCAGGAAGGCAGUGUUCACCAACCUGGAAGAAAGUACCGAAUAUGUGGUGAGGAUUCGAGCCUACACCAAGCAGGGUGCGGGUCCUUUCAGCGAAAAGAAGAUCAUCUCAACUGAACGGGACAUGGGCCGAGCACCACUGUCCGUACAAGCCGUGGCCACCUCAGAGCAAACCGUUGAAGUGUGGUGGGAGCCGGUACCAUCUCGAGGCAAGCUCGUUGGAUACAAGAUCUUCUACACCAUGACGGCCGUUGAAGAUUUGGACGAGUGGCAAACCAAGACGGUCGGAGUCACCGAAUCUGCCGAUCUGCUCAAUCUGGAAAAGUUUGCCCAAUACGCGAUUGCGAUUGCCGCACUCUACAAAAACGGUCCCGGUCGGCUGAGUGAAAAGGUCACCGUCAAGGUCAAACCCGAGGACGUCCCACUGAAUCUGCGUGCCCACGACGUCAGCACUCACUCCAUGACCCUUCAGUGGGCCCCGCCCAUUCGACUCAACCCCGUCAACUACAAGAUCUCGUUUGAUGCCGUCAAAGAGUUUGUCGACUCCCAGGGAAUCCCUCAGAAACAAAUUCUACCGAAGAGGGAGAUUGUAUUGAAGAGUCAUACGACAGGUCACACAAUCGGAGAACUGUCUCCGUUUACCACGUACUUCGUAAACGUGAGUGCCAUCCCAACGGAUUACUCGUACAAACCGCCAACCAAAAUUACCGUCACAACACAAAUGGCCGCUCCUCAACCGAUGGUCCAGCCGGACUUUUACGGCGUCGUUAACGGCGAAGAGAUUCAGGUCAUCCUGCCCCAAGCUUCGGAAGAGUACGGUCCGAUUUCACACUACUACCUGAUCGUAGUUCCGGAGGACAAAUCAAACCUGCACAAACUGCCCGAUCAAUUCCUAACGGAAGACCUGCUACCAAGCAAGACACGAUCGGAACGACUAAACGCACCGUACAUCGCGGCAAUGUUCCUGCAGCGAAACAUUCCCUACACUUUCCACCUGGGCUCCGGUGAAACCAACCACAACUUUACCAACCGAAAGCUGGAGCGGGGCAAGCGGUACCGAAUCUUCGUACGAGCCGUUGUCGAUACUCCGCAGAAACAUCUGUACACGUCCAGUCCGUUCUCGGAGUUCCUCGCGCUGGACAUGAAGGAAGCACCAACUGGAGAACCGCCACACCGGCCAAACCCGAACGUGCCCCAAGAUCCGGAGAUUUUGAUCCGCGGGAAGAAUGAAGAACCUGGUAUGAUCUGGGUCAUUGGGCCGAUCAUCGCUGCUUUAGUUUUGUCCUCGUGCUUGGUUAUUGUUUACUUUGUGCGCCGACGAAGACAACCGUACAAGACUCCCGAUCAAGCAGCGGUCACUAGACCGUUGAUGGCUGCGGAUUUGGGAGCGGGACCUGCUCCUACGGACCCGGUCGAUAUGCGACGCUUGAACUUCCAAACCCCCGGCAUGAUCAGCCAUCCACCGAUUCCGAUCUCGGAAUUGGCCAACCACGUGGAGCGGUUGAAGGCCAACGACAAUCUCAAGUUCUCGCAGGAGUACGAAAGUAUCGAACCAGGUCAACAGUUUACCUGGGAUCACUCGAACAUGGAGGUCAACAAGCCGAAGAACCGGUACGCCAAUGUGACCUCGUACGAUCACAGUCGAGUGAUCCUGCAGCCGAUCGAGGGCGUUCCCGGGUCGGACUACAUCAACGCAAACUACUGCGACGGAUACCGGAAGCAUAACGCGUACGUGGCCACGCAAGGACCGCUGCAGGAGACGUUCGGCGACUUUUGGCGCAUGUGCUGGGAGCUGAAGUCGUCGACGAUCGUGAUGAUGACUCGGCUGGAGGAGCGAUCGCGCAUCAAGUGCGACAUGUACUGGCCGGCACGGGGAACCGAAGUGUACGGUGUAAUGACAGUGACAAUCACAGAAACUCAGGAAUUAGCAACGUACAGUAUAAGAACGUUCCAGAUUUGCCGCAGCGGCACCAACGAGCGGCGCGAGAUUAAGCAGUUGCAAUUUACGGCGUGGCCCGACCACGGUGUCCCAGACCAUCCGGCACCGUUCCUGCAGUUCCUGAAGCGCACCAAGGCACUCACCCCGCAAGACUCGGGCCCGAUCGUUGUGCACUGCUCGGCGGGCGUUGGCCGAACCGGAUGUUACAUUGUGAUAGACUCGAUGUUGGAGCGAAUGCGCCACGAAAAGAUGAUCGACAUCUACGGCCACGUGACCUGUUUGCGGGCCCAGCGCAACUACAUGGUGCAAACCGAGGACCAGUACAUCUUCAUCCACGACGCCCUGCUCGAAGCGGUCAUCUGCGGCAACACCGAAGUCCCGGCGAGAAGCCUGCACAACCACAUCCAAAAGCUGAUGCAAACCGAACCGGGCGAGAACAUCACCGGCAUGGAGAUGGAGUUCAAGAAGCUGUCGAACGUCAAAGCCGACUCGGCCCGCUUCGUGACGGCCAACUUGCCCUGCAACAAGCACAAGAACCGCCUGGUUCACAUACUGCCGUACGAGGCGUCCCGGGUGUGUCUGACUCCGAUUCGGGGCGUCGAGGGCAGCGACUACAUCAACGCGAGCUUCGUCGACGGCUACCGAUACCGCAACGCGUACAUUGCGGCCCAGGGACCGCUGCAGGAAACGGCCGAAGACUUUUGGCGCAUGCUGUGGGAGCACAACUCCACCAUCGUCGUGAUGCUCACCAAGCUGAAGGAGAUGGGACGGGAAAAGUGCUUCCAGUACUGGCCGCACGAGCGCUCCGUUCGCUACCAGUGCUACGUGGUGGAUCCGAUCGCCGAGUACAACAUGCCGCAGUACAAGCUGCGUGAGUUCAAGGUGACGGACGCGCGGGACGGCUCGUCGCGGACGGUGCGUCAGUUCCAGUUUAUCGACUGGCCCGAGCAGGGCGUGCCAAAGUCGGGCGAGGGCUUCAUCGACUUUAUCGGGCAGGUGCACAAGACGAAGGAGCAGUUCGGGCAGGAUGGGCCGAUUACGGUGCACUGUAGUGCGGGGGUGGGCCGAACCGGGGUGUUCAUUUCGCUGAGUAUCGUGCUGGAGCGGAUGCAGUACGAGGGCGUGCUGGAUGUGUUCCAGACGGUGCGGAUACUGCGCUCGCAGCGGCCCGCCAUGGUGCAGACGGAGGAUCAAUACCAGUUCUGCUACCGGGCCGCCCUCGAGUAUCUGGGCUCGUUCGAUCACUAUGCCAAUUAAAAACAUAAAACUGACUCCCAAAAAAACGUACAUCAACAGCAGCAAACCGAAAGAAAACACGAGAAAAGCCACAUGACGCAAUACGAUAUGAUAGCAUUUAUCGACUACUAACCACAACCGUUACAAACCAAACUCAAACCGACACCGGAUGUCGCAAAAAAAUGAAGGAACAAUCGCCAACAGUGCAGCAACAAAAAAAAACACUACAGUGACGUAUCAGAUAAGAACAGAAAAAAAUCAUUCCAAGUAGCGAACCGUCGCAGCGCAUAAUGGGCAGCAUUAGCAUUAUCUUCACCUCAUCCCCCCGUCCCACGCAGAGGUCAUUCUAAAUAUCGUGCGCGCGCUCUCUCACUCUCACCUCACUAGCUGAGGAGGCGGAGUCCCUUUUUGUACCGUGGAAAACAUCUCGAAUAAUCCCCCCGCCAUCAAGGUCAUCACAAGCAUCGUCGUGCUGCAAAUGCAUUUUCAAUCGACACAUUUUGUCAAUCAAAAUUAGCCAGUUAAAGGAAGUCUUACAAUCUUUUCGAAUGAGAUCUAUCAAGUAUUUUAGAAGAAAGUAACACACUAAGCUAGGACGAAAUUUGUCGUUUAACGAUUCAGACGCGGAGGAGGAGGAGGAGAAGGAAGAAGAAGAAAAUCACAUCACUAGUUAGAAUGAAAUCUAUAUAGCAAAAACAAAAAAAAACGAAUAUCAAAUGAACAUAGGAAUCAGGUUUUUUAGAUAAAUUUCAACAAAAUGAAGCAUCGUAAGCAUAUUUCCAGGAUAAUGACAAAAAGUUACUAAUUUCAAAGGAGCAGUAAGGAGAAGGAGAACUACUAAUUAGACGAAAAGAACAGCAUUCAAAUUACCGAGAAUAGCAUAUGGAAACGGGGCGGCGAACAAGUAGAACAAUAAAUUCAUUCAUUACACGUAAAACAGAACAACAAGACACACAACGUCUGUAAUGAUGGAGAGCGCCGGAAAACAAGAAUUACAAACAAAACGCUUUACUUGAUUUACACGGGGGAUUGCAACAAGUAUAAGAAAAGGAUUAAGCGUGUGUAGGCAUCUAGGACUAAGUGUGUGUAUCAUCUCUAUUUUUGUAUAAAAUAGUGAGCAAUUAUUGAAGAAAGAAAAAAAUAGCGAGGGCAGCAGCAGCAAGUGUGAGAAAGGUAAAAUUCAUCAGACUGAUAUUGUAAAACCGUUGAAGCAGUAAAUAAAGUUACAUUGUACACGUGUGUGUAAGAAAAAAAAAGUUUUGCGAGGACAGUUCUUGUACUUCACAGCAGAGAGAGAGAUAUGAUAUAUUAUAUAAGUCGCGCAGAUCCAGAUUAUAUUAGCAAAGUUGACCCGUUUGAAUGGUGUUGUGCAGCAUUAUGAAGAGAGAAAAAAAACGCAAACCAAAUCCUUCUAGCAAAAUUAGGCGCGGUAGAGAGA
Culex quinquefasciatus (southern house mosquito) is the source of this 9144-nucleotide messenger RNA. RefSeq names its product tyrosine-protein phosphatase Lar (gene Lar). Gene Ontology annotation, molecular function: protein tyrosine phosphatase activity; protein binding. The coding region runs from base 1575 to 7727 and encodes 2050 amino acids. The record is from RefSeq and is a predicted model, not a curated record. NCBI's taxonomy places the organism in Eukaryota, Metazoa, Arthropoda, Insecta, Diptera, Culicidae. Gene Ontology annotation, biological process: protein dephosphorylation. The transcript has 22 exons.